This is a messenger RNA of Echinops telfairi (small Madagascar hedgehog), 5623 nucleotides long. RefSeq names its product Rho guanine nucleotide exchange factor 5 (gene ARHGEF5). NCBI's taxonomy places the organism in Eukaryota, Metazoa, Chordata, Mammalia, Afrosoricida, Tenrecidae. Bases 493 to 4068 code for a protein of 1191 amino acids. The record is from RefSeq and is a predicted model, not a curated record. Gene Ontology annotation, cellular component: nucleus; cytoplasm. The transcript has 11 exons. Gene Ontology annotation, biological process: activation of GTPase activity. Gene Ontology annotation, molecular function: protein binding; guanyl-nucleotide exchange factor activity.
CCCGAAGCUCCUGAGAGCUCUUCUAAUGAGGGGGCGGAAGGCCAGAGACCCCCACAGACUCUGGCAGAGUCUGGAGAUUCGAGCAGUUGCUCAGCCAAGACGGAACCAUCCUCCCCUGAUGAUGUGUUCGCAGAUGAGGAGACCCCCCAGGAUGUCCCUGCAGCCUCCCAGGAGACCUCUGGGACCAGUAGCCAGGUGACCUCUGGGGCCUACCAGGAUGUCCCUGCAGCCCUCCAAAAGACCCCCGGGGCCCUCAUCCAGGAGAUCCCUGAGGCUAGCAACCAACAGAUACCUGGGGACCACCAGGAAGUCCCUGCAUCCCCCCAAAAGAAGACCGUGGCCAGCAAUGAGGAGCCCCUUGGAGCCCAUCAGGAAGACCCUGAACCCCACCAGGAGAUACCUAGGGUCAGCAACCAGGAGACCCCUGUGGCCAGCAACCAGGAGGCCCCUAAGAGAGACCAGGAAUCCCCUGUAGCCAGCGACCAAGUGAAGAUGUCAGCUCACCUGGAGCUCUGGGUCCGCCGGGCCCCAGGUGAAAAUCUGGACCUGAUGCCUCUUCCCAGUGCCAGGGUUAGCAUGUGGGAGACAGGGCUCCUGGAUUGGGGUGUCAGCCAGGAGGAAGCUUCUCUGGAGAGCCCCAUAGAGACCCCCGGACCCCAGGAAGAAGCCCUGGGACAAUUUGUGCAAGCCGGGUGCUUGCCUGCCCAGGAGGCCCCAGAGCAGGAGGAGCAGGCAGAGCAGGCCAUGAGGGUACAGGAGCCGGAGGAAGAGCAGGCUCACUGGAAGAGGCAGGCACCUGAGCAGGGGCAGGAAAGCAGGCUGGGGGCUGAGGAACUCAGAGGCCUGGCUCAGGCCCUCUGGGCUCAGGAAAAGCCAGGGACACUGGCCCAGGGCCUGAGGGAGCUGCAGGGGCCAGAGGAGAAUGGGGUGGAUGCUCUGCCCAAGGGGGUGCCUGGGGCACAGGAGGCCCAGGGCCUGGGUGAUGAGACCACUCCAGCCCCGGGGUGGAGGGAGGAAGCAGUUGCCUAUGCUGGGCAUGGGCUAGGAGCCCAGAGGGACUACGUGAAACAUGACCCCUCCACCUUGGUUCCUGGGGUGCCUCUUCCCAGUGACCUGCCCCCCAUGGCCUCUAGUCCCCUGACGUGGGCUCCUGGGGCUGGGGAUGUGUACCCUGAAGCUCUGACUCCUGAACUAGCACCACCAGGACAGGGCCACCUGCCUAUGUCCCCAACCAACCCCUUCCCCACUGAGGCAUCCCCUGAUGAGAAGGCAUCUUGGGAAGGCCCUAGAAAGGGGUCUGAGCAGGGUCUGGGGGCCAUCACAGUGGGGUCACCUCCAUGGACACCGGCAUCCCUCUGCUCAGUGGCCUCCCUGCCCGGCUGCCCAGUGGAGGAGAGCCUUCCUGCUGCCGGGUCUCUAGAAGCUUCUGCAGCCUCACUCUCUGAGGUUCUCAAGACCCCCAGGGCUGCCUGCCAUGAUCCUCCCUCCACAGAUGCCACCUGGGACCUGUGUCCCAGCACCACUGGGCUCUCCCAGCCGAGGCCCCUGGCCAGCCCCUUGGGGCCAGCCCUGCCCCUGAGAAGUAACUCCUUCCCUGGCCCCCACCACACUGAGCCCCCCAAGGACCUGGCUAGGUCACUUUCCUUCUCUCACUGGGAGCCCCCCAAAAGGCCCCCAAAACCUGCCACCUGGGGCAUUCUGACCCCACAGCAGGGCUGGAGGAGUGGGCAGGAUGCAGGCAGCAUCCUGCAUUCCAAUGGGGCAUCGCCCCUCCUGGGGAAGAGCCUGGGACUGCCCCCCACCGAGUCAGAGGGCCCAGGCACUGCCCACUCCUGGCCCAAUGAGCACAGCUCCGCCCACACCCCACACCCCCUCGCUGUCGACGGGAGGGUCCGGGAGCCCCCGUCCCCCCUGGAGAGGAGACAAGGUCCGGUCCCCACACGGCAGCGGCAUAGCCAUCCAGCCCCAGCGGCUCUCUGCCUCCGCAAGGGUCCACCUGACCACCUGACGGCAAGGCAGCUCCGGCCACUGCCGGCCACCCCGGACUCCCCCCGCGCUGUGCAGGCCUCGCUGCCCCCCAGGGCCAGAUACAACAAACCUCUGCCCCCUACGCCCAAUGUGCCCCAGCACCUGCCUUCUGCACACUCGCCCCGCAGCCUCCGGACCUACAAGCCACUGCCUCCACUGCCCACUCUGGAUACUCCCACUGAGCCGCCCCCACUGCCCCCCAAGCUCCGGAGCCGGAGCAGGAGCACUCAGGGAGCCCUGGCGAGCACCCCAGGUCAGCCAACGCCUGGGGAUCCGGAGUGGGCGGCGCCCCCUGGACCCUCUGCAGGCCGUACCUCCUGGCCCCCUGCCACAAGCCAGUCUGUGGACCCUUUGGUGACUGCCAGCCGAAGCCGGGGUGAAGUCCCCCUCACCUUGGCCUUCAGCAAUGUGACAAACCUCCUGAGCCCCCUGUCCCCACCAACCGCAGCUUGGCCCCCAGAGGACAGGGUCAGGCUCACCGGGGAGCCGGGGCCCCAGGGCCGAGCACCUGCGAGAAGAGAAGCCCAGCUGCUGUAUCAGGAGUACAGCGAUGUAUUCCUUAACAAGGAGAUCCAGAGCCAACAGCGGCUGGACAGCCUGGGCGAGGGACCUGGGCAGGCGUCCCCGCGGCAGCCCCGCAGGGCCCUGGUGUCCUCCGAGUCCUACCUGAAGCGCCUGUCCUCCGCCUCCAGCGGCUCGCUGUGGCAGGAGAUCCCCGUGGUGCGCAACAGCGCAGUGCUGCUCUCGAUGACCCACGAGGACCAGAAGCUGCAGGAGGCCAAGUUCGAGCUGAUUGUCUCAGAGGCCUCUUACCUGCGCAGCCUGCACGUGGCUGUGGACCACUUCCAGCUGUCCACUGCGCUCCGGGGCACCCUGAGCAACCAGGAGCACCAGUGGCUCUUCUCCCGCCUGCAGGACGUGUGUGACGUCAGCACCACCUUCCUCUCGGACCUGGAGGAGAACUUCGAGAACAACAUCUUCACCUUCCACGUGUGUGACGUGGUCCUAAGCCACGCCCCCCACUUCCGCCGUGUCUACCUGCCCUAUGUCACCAACCAGACAUACCAGGAGCGAACCUUCCAGAGUCUGCUGAAUAGCAACAGCCACUUCCGGGAGGUCCUGGAGAAGCUGGAGAGCGACGCCGUGUGCCAGCGCCUGUCCCUCAAGUCCUUCCUCAUCCUGCCCUUCCAGCGCAUCACCCGCCUCAAGCUGCUGCUGCAGGCUGGUGGAGUGGGGUGGGCUGUUGCACCUCAUUUCCCUCACGAGCCUGCUCUGAUCCCCGCCCCCCACCUCCAGCUGAUCCGGGACUGUAACAGUAACGCACAGAGGAUGCGCAGGACGGAAGAGCUCAUCUACCUCAGCCAGAGAAUCGCCUUUGAGUGCAGAAUCUUCCCUCUGAUCUCCCAGUCCCGUUGGCUGGUGAAGAGUGGGGAGCUGACAGCCCUCGACUUUGGCAUGACCCCAGGGCCACGGAGGAAGCUGAACACGCGACCCAUCCACCUGCACCUCUUCAAUGACUGCCUACUGCUGUCCAGGCCUCGAGAGGGCGGCCGGUUCCUGGUAUUCGAUCAUGCGCCCUUCUCCGAGGUCCGAGGGGAGAAGUGUGAAAUGAAGCUGCACGGUGCACACAAGAAUCUCUUCCGGCUCUUCCUGCGCCAUGGCUCACAGGGUGCCCAGGGCCCCCAGGCCGAGUUCCUCUUCAGCACCGAGACCCAGAGUGAGAAGCUGCGGUGGAUCUCGGCCCUGGCCUCGCCGCGAGAGGAGCUGGACCUGCUGGAGUGUCACGACUCCCCCCAGGUGCAGUGUCUGCGCACCUACAAGGCCCGGGAGAACGAUGAGCUGGCGCUGGAGAAGGCCGACGUGGUGAUGGUGACGCAGCAGAGCAGUGAUGGCUGGCUGGAGGGUGUCCGGCUGUCAGACGGGGAGCGGGGCUGGUUCCCACUGAAGCAGGUUGACUUCAUCCGGAGCCCCGAGGUCCGAGCCCGGAACCUGCAGGAAGCACAUCGAGUCAAGAUUGCCCGGCUGCAGCUGGUGGAGUAGACCUAAUGUGGCAGUCAGUGCCCAGAUCCAGCGUACCAGGCCUGCCUCUCCUGGCCCAACCAGCCCACCAGCCUGCCACCUCUCUGUGCCCGUACCUCGCCUGCCAGACCCUGCCACACCUAGUGUGCCGGCAUGCCUGGGGUGGUCAGUGCCCAGACCCAGGCUGCCAGGCCACCUCCUCUCUUUGCCGGGUUCCAUCCUGCCAGGUCUUGCUACUCUGUGCCUGUACCCCACCUGCCUCUCUGUGCCCAGUGCUGGGAACUUUACAUGGGACUCCGGGACCCCUUAUGGCAGGAAAUGGACUGGGGAGGGGUGCUGAACUGAGGAAGGGCUCCUCUACUGUCCUCGCUGUACUGAAGGGACGGUGUCUUCCCCAAAGCGUGGGGAUAGCUGUGUGUGGGAUGUGGUCUGACCUCAAGCUGAGAGGUGAGGGCAUCUGUAAUAGUCUGUGUGUGGUUGGAGCUCUUAGCGGGGGUACAGGGUUGCCUUGUCCUAAGAAAUAUGGCACUUCUGUGUGUGCUUCCUUCUGACCCCACAGCCCUGAGUGGGAGCAGCCCCUGGGCCCUCUGAGCUCCGGGCUCUGGAGGUCUGGCUUUGAAUCCUGAGCAUUGGAGCAGCAUCUCCCUGCACUGUGGCCUCAGGGCCUGUGGGUCUUUUCUCUCCAGGCUGAGCCCAGGCGACCACCAAGGCCCCACUGAGCUCCAAGGGCAGCCUCGCCGUAGGGACAGGCUCUAGGCCCUCCUCACCGCCCAGCCGUGGGCUCCCACCAACCUGCAUUAGAAACUGCCCUGGUGGUCAGAAAGACUCCCACACCUGCUGUCCCCUUGGGUGUCUGUCAAUCGCUGCACUCCCUGAGGGUCCCGGGGACUGGGGUUGCUGAUGUAGCUCACUAAAGUGCCUGUGAGAAGGCUUGAACUUCCCACCCUUGGGUUGACAGCAAGCUUCAGCUGUCACCCGGGUACCCAGUGUUCCAUGGCUCUGGGCGAGGGCAUGUCCCUGGAUGCCCGCUGCAGGGGAGGGGGUUCCUGGAUGUGGCACUUUUGUCCAGAGUGUGGUAACUCCCACCCAGUCACACAAAUGAGCUGCAGAGAACUGGGCCAACUGGGCCACUGGGUCAUUCCACUGGGCAUCAAAUGAGCCAUCAGAGAAGCGGGGACAGAGGCUGCCACAGCCAUCAGGAGAGAAGGGCCAGGAGUCUGAGAGUCCUGAGUGCUGGAUGGACAUGGUGGUGGCCCUGGAGGCCACAGCAUGGGGGCUGUGGGGCGGGGCAGUGGCAGGAGUAGUAAGGCCCAUGACCUUUGGGCGGCAGACUGCCUCUCAGAACAGGCCUCCCUUUGGACAUCUGUCCUUUGGAAAGGGGGCUUUGGGACACUGGCUUGAGCAAGGGGGAGGCGGAGGACUGUGCUUCCAAGAGGCAGGGUCCCACAGAGAGAUGUGGCUGCCAGCGCGGCGGAGAAGAGAUGCCGCAGACAGAAGCUCUGUGCUUAUUGUUGUUCGAUCCUGACUUGUAACCUGUUAACUCGCCCGAAUAAACGCCGUGCGCAUGAGAACUGCC